AAAAGUUAACUUGUGCAGAUAACAGUUUACCCUUUGAACUCGGUGAGGGACACGAACGCCAUUUGUUUAUACCUGUUGCAAUGGCGACCAUAACGGAACUGAAAUGCGCUCUGAGAGAGAGCCUGGAGUCUCGAGGCGUGUUGGGUCAGCUGAAGGCUCGGAUCAGAGCCGAGGUGUUCAAUGCGCUCGACGAUCAGAGCGAGCCGCGUCCUGUGCUAUCGCACGACAACCUUCUAAUCAACGAGCUCAUCCGCGAGUACCUGGAAUUCAACAAGUAUCGAUACACAGCGUCUGUGUUGACAGCAGAAUCAGGUCAACCUGAGGUACCACUUGACAGACAGUUCAUGGCGAAUGAGCUGAAAGUGGUGGAGGACCCCAGUUCCAGAUCUGUGCCUCUACUGUACGGCUUGCUAUCCCACUUCCUAAGCAGCAGUGGAGACAGUGGAGGGAAGCUGUUUCUCAGGGGCUCAGCACCUGCUACUAUGACCAGAGACCCUAACACACUCCCUGGUCCUGAGUCUUAACACAGGUGUGUCCUGUCUGUCAUUCCAGAUUGCACUGGGACUAGGGGUGUUGAGUGAUUUUAUUUAUUUUUUUAUUACAAAAAUUGCAGUUGAUGUCAAGAAAGCCUUAGUAGUGUGUGUUAAUGUUGCCAAAACAGGUUCAAACCAACAGGUCUGAAUUUCAUUUCAUUUGGCCAAUUGUUUGUUCCCUGAGACUCUGUAAAUGUAGUCUGUUCUUCACUACUGCUAUGUCCGCAUAGCUGUACAUACUGUAGUAAGUGGUUGAUGUGCCAAUUGCUCAUGAAGAUGUAUCUCAAAUAAAUUGUUGUUUUAAUACAUUUUUACUUUAAUAAAGCAUUUUUAGCAUAUAUGUAAAUAUUCAAUUUUAGGGCUAGGCUGCACGUUGAUUUUGUUGAUGUGGAUCUAUAGGUAAUCAUAUCUACUUUGGUAUUAGGUCUAAUGUUAUAGCCAAUGGGUUUAUCCCUUUAUAAUUGUUUUAUGUUUCAACACACUGGCUGUAGUAGCACAAAAUAAUUCUGCCUGGAAACCAGUACAUGUAUUGUAUACAGUAUUCAGGCAUUUUUACCGUGUAUCUUCACUCCCACAUUCUCAUAAAACUCCAUGAUAAACACCUUCCACUGAAGAAGUGCAAUAAACUGUCUCGAAUAUC
Oncorhynchus nerka (sockeye salmon) is the source of this 1173-nucleotide messenger RNA. RefSeq names its product centrosomal protein 20-like. Gene Ontology annotation, cellular component: ciliary basal body; motile cilium; centrosome. The record is from RefSeq and is a predicted model, not a curated record. NCBI's taxonomy places the organism in Eukaryota, Metazoa, Chordata, Actinopteri, Salmoniformes, Salmonidae. Gene Ontology annotation, molecular function: protein binding. The coding region runs from base 81 to 524 and encodes 147 amino acids. Gene Ontology annotation, biological process: cilium assembly; microtubule anchoring. The transcript is spliced from 4 exons.